This is a messenger RNA of Pararge aegeria (speckled wood butterfly), 1875 nucleotides long. RefSeq lists its product as uncharacterized. The record is from RefSeq and is a predicted model, not a curated record. The coding region runs from base 47 to 1873 and encodes 608 amino acids. The transcript has a single exon. NCBI's taxonomy places the organism in Eukaryota, Metazoa, Arthropoda, Insecta, Lepidoptera, Nymphalidae.
UUGUUUAUAAAUUUUAGAGAUAAUUUUAUAAAAUUUAAAAGCGUUUAUGGUAGAAAGCAAAGGCUGUUACAAUUUAGUAAUGGCAUUCAGCUUAAGCGAAAGAUUUCCACCGCAAAACAAUACGUACAACCUUUUAGGUCCUGGAGCGUACCAAUAUACUGGUCCCCCUUUAUUACGUCUAAAUAAAGUACCCUUUCUUUCAAAAGAUGCGCGUUGUUCUAGUAUUGAAGCUAAAAUAUGGACACACGCUCUUCACAAUGCGGACAAACCUUCAAGAAGUUCAAACUGCACUAGUUUGAGGUCCAAAGUUCCUCGUUUCCCUUACGAAGCAUUAAGUAACGUGGAUAUAGAAGCGGUUCUUUGUCAAUGUGGUACUGACAAUCCAUGUGAAUGUUUUAUUGAAGAAGCUCAAGAGGAAACAAUAUGUCAGGGCAAAGUUCAUAGAAAAUUGUUUAAGGGUCUUACAGCUAAAACAACUUUAGUUGAAGGACUUUCUGCUCCUUCAAAAAAGGAUAAUGGUUUUAAAGUUUCACCUAAUGGAACUAAAAUCCGUAUAUUUAAUAAUGUGACGGAACAAUCACCUCCUUUUUAUGACACAAGGGUUGUUGAAUCUACUAGCUAUUACCAGGGAUGUAAAUGGAGUAAAUGGACAUCAAAGAGAGACCAAGAACUGCUAGAAGACAGGCCCGGGCCAGCUUCUUACACUUUUAAAAAUCAACCGACUAUUGAAGCUUUCUGUGCUGAAAAAGUAAGAGCUUCAAGGCGGAAAACUUAUAAACAGUAUCGGUUUAUUGAAAUAGUGCAGCGGCGUAAUGUUUUAGAGGGAACACCUGGACCUGCAGAUUAUACGCCAAAUAUACCUAAAGGAACUAAAUUGAAAUUGCUGGGUCCGAAAGCAGAAAGAUUCACUACCGGCAAAUAUGAUGUAAUACCUGGUCCUGCUGAAUACAGUAUAAAACGAGACUUCGAUAUAGCUGAACCUCCCCAAAUAUUCAGUAAUGCGAAGAUUGCAACCCCGGCAUUUUUUGGAAUUAAAGCAGAAAGGUUUAAACCUCGCCAUGAAGAAGGUCCGAGCCCUGCUAGUUAUGACCCAAGUAGUAGACUGAGACAAUCGAAUCGUUGUAUCAAGACUCCAUUUGGAUCAACUUCUAAAAGAUUUAAAGAAAUCCCUAAUAAUGGUGUAACUAAUUUUGAACUAAUAUCAGGGGAAAGGACACGAAAAGAUAGUUCUGAUAAAUAUAUCACGAUGGAGCUACCCACAUGGGGAUUUAGAUCAAAAACGAUCAGAUGGAAACCUCUUUUGAAAAAAUUUCACGAACCUAGUCAAGCAGACUUGGCGCAAGCAAAAAUUGAAAUUAGGAGGUCACAUCAAUUACAAUAUAAUUGUCCGUUUUUCUCUUCAGACGGGCGGUUUCAACCUUGGUUUAAUUGGAUUCCUGUACAUGGAAAGAACAAAACUCCAGGACCAGCAUAUUAUUGUUUAGAUAAACCAAAAUGUCUCCCAGCAGUAAAUUGCGGUCCAAUGUAUCGUACUACACGAUUUGCAGACAGAGCUUUACAAACGCCCGCUCCAAAUGCGUACAGAGUUGAUGGCGGAAUAGAAAACAUACUAGCCACUCAUAACGACAAGCUUAAAAAUAAUUUAGCUAACAAACAUGAGUAUCAUUGGUCACCACCUUUAGAGUAUAAAAAAUUAAGCGUAGACACGCAAGAAGCUAUAUUGUUAAAAAAAUCCAUCGCACUAUUAGAAGUACCUGACAAUUUUGAAUACAAGGAGUCUUCUAUUACGAAGUCAGUUGCACCCACAAUCACCAGCCAUGAAACUAAAUUGUUGCGAUGCUUUUUAAAGUCACAACAAAUAGCCCGAUACUAAUA